Molecule: messenger RNA, 7649 nt
Organism: Rhinolophus ferrumequinum (greater horseshoe bat)
Lineage: Eukaryota; Metazoa; Chordata; Mammalia; Chiroptera; Rhinolophidae
Gene: CHL1
Product: cell adhesion molecule L1 like
Exons: 28
Coding region: 428-4315 (1295 amino acids)
Biological process (GO): brain development; cell-cell adhesion; axon guidance
Cellular component (GO): plasma membrane; axon
Molecular function (GO): cell-cell adhesion mediator activity
Source: RefSeq, a predicted model, not a curated record
UGCAAUCUCUUUUGCGGAUAAAAGCGGCAGAGAUCCUACCUCCUCUGACCGUAGCUGUUGACCAUGACGAUCAAAGUUUGGGCUCCGUGCAAGUCCUAAGCCCGCAACUCUCCCUGUCCCACGGGAGUGUGCAAAGGGAGGGACACGCCGCGUGGGGAGGGCGGCGGAGCAGCGGGGAGGAGAGGAGGCGCGGCAGCCUGCGCCGGGGGCGUGGAGCCAGUGCGAGCCCGAGCAGGUCCCGCGCUCCCGCGGCCAGAAACACGGCCCGGCCGGGAGCUCCGUGACCGCGCGCACCGCCCGGAGCUGGGGACCUGCACGUCCUCUCGCUGCCGGCCAGUUCCCGGAGGGAAGGCGCCCAACGCACCGGUGCCGGAGGCGACGCAGGUGUGUCUGAGGUGCUGUGACUGCAGACAAUGACGCUGUCUUGAUGCAAACACGUCACAGGGGCCUGCGGGCGCUUCAUUUACCGGUUAAACCCAUUUUCUUCAGCUGUAAAACAAAAGUAAGAGGAGACAUUCUGAUUGUCGUUCUUCUGGGUUUCCUCCUUCCCGACAGAGCAAUGGGGGUGCUGUCAAAUGGGAGAGGAUCGAUCGCAGCUCUAGUUUUCUUCCUGGUAAAGUUCUCCACGGCCACCGAAAUACCACUUUCAGUCCAGCAGGUCCCAACCAUCACAAAACAGUCAAAACUGCAAGUGGCCUUUCCCUUCGAUGAAUAUUUCCAAAUCGAGUGUGAAGCGCAAGGGAAUCCAGCACCAACAUUUACAUGGACUAAGGAUGACAAGCCCUUUGACUUCUCUGACCCUCGGAUCAUUGUCUCCAACAACUCCGGGACCUUCAAGAUCCCAAACGAGGGCCACAUAUCUCACUUUCAAGGGAAAUACCGCUGUUUUGCUUCAAAUAAACUAGGAGUUGCAAUGUCAGAAGAAAUUGAAUUCAUAGUUCCAAGUGUUCCAAAAUUCCCAAAAGAAAAAAUCGACCCUUUGGAAGUGGAGGAGGGAGACCCCGUUGUCCUCCCGUGCAAGCCCCCCACGGGCCUCCCACCUUUACACAUUUACUGGAUGAAUAUCGAGCUGGAGCACAUCGAGCAGGACGAGCGUGUGUACAUGAGCCAGGAGGGAGACCUGUACUUCGCCAACGUGGAGGAGAGAGACAGCCGUAGCGACUACUGCUGCUUCGCCGCCUUCCCGAAGCUCAGAACCAUUGUGCAGAAGAUGCCCAUGAAGCUGACUGUCAACAGCUUAAAGCAUGCUAAUGACUCGAGUUCAUCCACAGACAUUGGUUUCAAGGCAAACUCCAUCAAGCAGAGAAAAGCCAGACUGCUGUUGCCACCUGCGGAGAGAGGCCCCGAGUCCUCGGUCACCAUCCUCAAAGGGGACACCCUGCUGCUGGAGUGCUUUGCGGAAGGCCUACCAACCCCACAGGUUGACUGGGAAAAAGUGGGUGGUGAUCUACCAAAGGGAAGAGAAACAAAAGAAAAUUAUGGCAAGACUUUGAAGAUCGAGAAAGUCACCUACCGGGACAAAGGAAUUUACCGAUGCACAGCCACCAACUUCUUGGGAUGGGCCUCUCACGACUUCCAUGUUAUAAUAGAAGAGCCCCCUCGAUGGACGAAGAAGCCCCAGAGUGGUGUGUACAGUACGGGGGGCAGUGGCAUCCUGUUAUGUGAGGCUGAAGGAGACCCUGCGCCCACCAUCAAGUGGAGAGUCAACGGCUCGCCAAUUGAGAAAAACCCAUUUGCUGGUGAUGUCCUCUCCCCCAGGGAGAUCAGCUUUACCAACCUGCAGCCGAACCACUCUGCCGUGUACCAGUGUGAGGCGUCCAACGCCCACGGAACCAUCCUUGCCAACGCCAACGUGGAUGUUGUAGAUGUCCCUCCACUGAUACAAACUGAGGACGGGAAGAGCUAUGCGGCGGUGGUGGGCGCCAGCACCUUCCUACACUGCAGGUUCUUCGCGUCCCCCGAGGCGGCCGUGUCCUGGGAGAAGGUGGAAGAAAUGAAUCCGCUGGAAGGCAGGCGGUUCCAGGUCCACAAGGACGGCACCCUGCAGCUCGACGGGGCCACCGAGGAUGACGCUGGCCAGUACUCGUGCUGGGUGGUCAACGCGAAGGGGAGGGCGGUCGUCACGGCCAGUCUCGAUAUUCGAAAUGCUACAAAAGUUCGCAUUUCUCCUGCGAGUCCUCGUGUCCCCACAUCGCACACCCUGGAAUUGCACUGUGAGAGCCAGUGUGACGCCCACCUGAAGCAAAGCUUGAGGUUAUCCUGGAGCAAAGAUGGAGAAGCCUUUGAAAUGAACGGCACAGAGGAUGGCAGGGUAACUAUCGACGGAGCCAGUCUGACCAUAUCCGCUGUCACUCUGGAGGACCAGGGCAUUUACACCUGCUCUGCUCAGACUGAGCUCGACAACGUCACUGCUGUCACCCAAGUGACCAUCCUGGAUGUCCCGGACCCACCAGAGCACCUGAGCUUGUCCGAAAGACAGAACAGGAGCGUCCGGCUGACGUGGGAAGCUGGAGACGACCACAACAGUGACAUCAGCGAGUACAUCGUGGAAUUUGAAGGGAACAAGGAGGAGCCCGGAAGGUGGGAGGAACUGAGGAGAGUGCAGGGAGAGGAGACGACAGUCGUGUUACCUUUGGCUCCGUAUGUGACCUACCAGUUCAGGGUCAUUGCCGUGAACGAGGUCGGGAGGAGCCAGCCUAGCAGGCCGUCUGACCGUCAUGAAACACCCCCAGCAGCUCCAGACAAGAAUCCACAAAGCAUAAGAGUCCAAGCCUCUCAGCCCAAGGAAAUGAUUAUAAAAUGGGAGCCGUUGAAGUCCAUGGAGCAGAAUGGACCGGGACUGGAGUACAGAGUGACCUGGAAGCCCCAGGGAGCCUCAGUGGAGUGGGAAGAAGAAACCGUCACAAACCAUACCCUGCGGGUGAUGACGCCCACGGUCUAUGCUCCAUACGAAGUUCAAGUCCAGGCCACCAACAGCCUGGGUGCUGGCCCCGAGCCCCAGUCCGUGGUUCUCUACUCCGGGGAGGACUAUCCUGACACAGCUCCAGUGAUCCAGGGGGUGGACGUUAUAAACAGCACGGUGGUUAAAGUGACCUGGUCAACAAUUCCAAAGGACAGAGUCCACGGACAUCUGAAAGGAUACCAGAUAAAUUGGUGGAAAACAAAAAGUCUGCUCGAUGGAAGAACGCAUCCCAGAGAAGUAAACAUUCUGAGAUUUUCAGGACAGAGAAACUAUGGAAUGGUUCCUUCCCUAGACGCCUUCAGUGAAUUUCGCUUAACCAUCUUAGCCUAUAAUUCCAAAGGAGCUGGGCCCGAGAGUGAGCCCUACACGUUUCAAACACCGGAAGGAGUACCCGAACAGCCAACUUUUCUCAAGGUCGUCAAAGUCGAUAAAGACGCUGCUACUUUAUCCUGGGGCCUGCCUAAGAAGCUCAAUGGAAACUUAACGGGCUAUGUAUUACAGUACCAGAUAAUAAAUGACACUGAUGAGAUCGGAGAACUAAAUGACAUCAACAUCACAACCCCGUCCAAGCCCAGCUGGCGUCUCUCGAACCUGAGCUCCACGACCAAGUACAAGUUCUACGUGAGGGCCUGCACAGCGAAGGGUUGCGGCAAGGCCAUCACUGAGGAGAGCACCACAACAGGAGACGGCGGUAAAAGUAUUGGGAAGAUACCAGAAGGAGUAAAUGUUACUCGAAAGAUGCACCCAGUAGAGGCGUUUGAGCCAGGAGCCGAACCCAUAGUCCGCGUGUUGCCUAAGAGCUGGGUUGAUAACAAUAGCAUUUUUGAAGAUGUAAUUGAGACAAGAGGGAGAGUGACGUUUAGUUGUCCCCAAAGGGGCAUCAUCCCAGUGCCUGUUUCUGGCAUUCAGCCUGUGACUCUCUGUGCCGCAGAAUAUGCUGGUUUAUAUGACGACAUCGCCACGCAGGGCUGGUUCAUUGGGUUGAUGUGCGCCAUUGCCCUCCUCACACUCACGCUGUUAACGGUUUGCUUUGUGAAGAGGAACAAAGGUGGGAAGUACUCAGUGAAAGAAAAGGAAGACCUGCACCCAGACCCGGAAGGUCAGUCGGGGAAGGACGAGACGUUUGGUGACUACAGUGACAGUGAUGAGAAACCUCUCAAAGGAAGCCUUCGGUCCCUUACCAGGGACAUCCAGGCCACAGAAAGUGCUGACAGCUUAGUUGAGUAUGGAGAGGGCGAGCAGGGCCUGUUUGGUGAAGACGGCUCGUUCAUCGGCGCCUACGCAGGCUCUAAGGAGAAGGCGUCUGUGGAGAGCAACACGAGCUCCUCAGCAGCCUUCCCUCUUCGAGCAUGAACGCAGCAUGUGUGGCAGCCUCCCGUGUUGGCCUGUUGGAGGGGGCAGGACGUUCACGCAGGGACAGAAACACACGGGCAGAGGAGUCCACCCAGAUGCCAGCAGCCUGCAGUCACGUGGAGGAAAAUGGCACUGCCUUGGAAAGGAAAGCGGGCACGACAGACCUGUGGCUUUUGUCAGGUGCUGAAAUGCAGAAUGUGACACAAAUCCUGUGUUUAGAGUCACCUCAACUAAAUCCAAAGUUCACCUCCGAGGGCUCCCCAGGGUCCUGCACACUCGUGACGCCCUCCUGUCCCGUGUGCACAUGUGUGUCAGCCCUGAGAAUGGUCAGAUUGACUUAGCUUCCCGACAGGUUAAAAGAUGGUAAGCCAACAGUUAUUUAAACUGUAAGAGGAACACAAAUGUCUCAUUAAGACCGCUCCUUGAGCACAUACAGUCUAAAUGUACUAUUUAAAUUUUUAGUAGAUCUUAGGUAAGCAGUCAACUGGUAUUUAUUGAGCUCUAACUAUUUGCCCGGAACAGUCAUGUUCAAACAGAGUUCUAACUUCUUCAGUUUCAACGUCAAUCAUUUAUUUCUGUCAGUUACGGCAUCUGCAAAGGCCUUUGUUUUCUUGGAUUUUUCUUGGACUAAAUUCAGCUGCAAAGACAGCAGUGGUCGGAAGGUUAUCUUGUGAAAGAACACGCAUGAGUUCUUCGUGGUGCCGGCGUGUGAUAACUCUAUGUAUUUAAAUUGCCAUUUCUCAGUUGGCCGCUUUCCCUUUUUUCUGUGUUUAUAUAAUGGUAUGCACAUAGAUUUCAUGAAUGCAUUGUACAUAUUAUAUUUACACAAUUUAAAGUAUAGAUGUGUUUUAUUUGGAUGUGAGACAACAUUAACAGGCGUGUCUGUGCAGCUAGAGUAAAUAGUAAGAUACCACUUUCCAGCAUUUCAGAACGGCCCCCAAUAGCGUGAGAUCCCCAGCGGGAGACUUUGUACAACACAUUUGGAUUUUGUUCUUAUAUUACUUUUCCAACAGCCUCAAAAUAAAAUAUCAUAUAAAUAUUGGGGGAAAUGUUUUCCUGUUUUUCAAAAUAAGUUUUGUUUGUGUGUACUGCUACUGCACCCCCAAGGAAAACGUGUUUACAGUUGAAGUUCCUGUACAUAUGUUUGCCUAUGUCCCAUUUUAACCAUCUUCAGGGCGGGAUGUUCUUCUGUGUUCUCCUUCUGUCGAUGUCAGUGCAAAUUCAGGAAAUUUAUUUCCUGGCAUGUGGUCUACUAGCCCUUCUAAAAUUGUACAUGGAAAUGGUUUAGAAGUAGUAGGAAGGAUUGUGCAUGCAUGUCAGUAAAAUUCAGUGUACAACUUCUCGUUUUAUGGAAACAUUUUUUUAACCUUACCGCAGAAUUCUUAAUUAUGUUUAAGUGAAAUUGACUUACAGAUUUCACCUUAUUUUUUGAACUGUAGCUAUGGGCGUAUCUUGUGAAAUCCUUGACUUUGAUUUCUGUAGCCCACUCUAUUUCUUGUGGACCAAAAUUAGGGCUAUUUACAACGGUCAACACAGUAACCCAUGUCCGAAUGCAUAAAUAGGUAGCAGGUGAAUGUCUUUUUUCAACAAUGCCUCUUGAGUCAGGGUUUGACCACACUCCCAAAAUAAGUUUUUCCAGUAGGGGAGGGCAACUUGGUUUGCACCCCCUGAGUGUGGGACCCACACACCCACCAGUGCCCCUGUAGCUUCAUCCUCCUCUGAUUUCUACGUAACAGCUUUUCUGGUGGGAGGAAUACCAUGUUUUGACUUCUCUAGAAGGGAUUUCUGGUACCCAGCUAGCGAUGAGGCCCAAGGUUGGGCCUUUCGAGUUUAGUUCUGCUAUUAUUCUAGUUCCUUUUCAUUGCCAUCAGCCAAAAAGGUCUUAAGAGAAUCCUGUAAGUUGGCAAGAAUCUCAAAAAUCAUUAGGAGCAGAUUUCUUAUAAAUGUAAUAAUCUUUAAGUUAGAAGUUAACACAAUAAUGGAAUGUCUGCUUUUCCUCAAUCUUGGAGCUCCCUUUUAUCCUCUGGGUAACAAGGAUGUCCUGCUUAUCUUUUCUGAGUGACCAAAACUAACAGAUAUGAAACAUAAGCUCGCAUGACAACUGCCUUUGGCCGUCUCUCUCUAGUACCUUUUCUCAGUACCAUGUGGCUUCUACCAGAAACCAUCUGCUCAGAAGGAAUGGGUCCAUGACCCACUUUGGCUGGUCCACUGUUGAUAUUAUUUUAAUGAUGUCGAUUGUGUAUAACCUCAAGGACUGUUGGUGGAAUGACUCCCUAGAGAGCUGCCUGAGGGUUGGGAAAGCCUAGUCUUUCCCUGGUUCCAGCACUGACUUUGUACAUAAAACCUUAGGCAAGUUGUUUGUCCCCUCUGCUUCAAACUGUCUCAACUAUAAAGUGCUAAUGUUAUCUCAGUUACCUUAUCUUUGUCACAGGGUGUUUUUUGUAUGAAGAAAAAUUUGAAGAUGAUAAAAGCUAAGAUGCCUUUUAACUUCAUAAACAAACCUAUUAUCUAAUGAUGUAUCGAAAAGUCACCCCCCACACACCAACAUAAUUUUUUCCUGUGAGCACAUAAAUAUAUUUUUAUAGGAAAACAAAUCUACAGGAAAUGAAAUAAAUCUGUUCAAUGAGCAGUGCGAUUUUCACAUGCCAUCAAAAAUUACUUAAUCAGACGAAAAUUAAGCAGGGUCUUUGCUAUACAAAAGUGUUCUUCACUGAUUUUGCAUGUGUAUUUAUAAGAAAAUGUGAAUUUGGUGGGUUUAUUCUAUUGGUAUGAAGGCAUCGGAUAUUUUAGAUGUGCCCAUGUUUAUAAAAAUGUAAAGCACAAUGAAAUUAUGCUGGAAGUCUCAAAUGAUAUUUUUUUCCUAUUUUAUAUUCAUGGAAGAGAUGAGCUAAAGAGAGACCAAUAAUGAGAAAUGUUGGUGUGUUUUUCUAAGCAUUUAAAGCAUAAUUGCCGAUUGAAACCCUAAAUAUGUUUACAUGCCAUUACAAUAUGGUCCUUGUACCGAUUCUGAAAUGAUUACAAAGGGACUGGGUUUGUAAUCUGUGGUAGUGGCUAGCCUGGGGAAGUUCCUACAGUGAAAUGAGGAGUGUGGAACCAAAGCUUACUUUGUUUUGUAACUGAAAUUAUUCAAUUACGUCAUCAAAAGAGAUAAAAGGUAUGUAAAGCUGGUUUACUUGCUUAUUCUUUUCUGGCUUAGAUUAAUAUUCACAGUAGAACUUUAUUAAAAUGUGUUUGUGUUGUAGGUGAUGUUUGUAUGAUGCUUAUGAAUAUGUAUGGUUUAAAAAUAUUUUCACUGUACAUGAAAUUCAACUUGCCAAAUAAAAGUCUGACUUCA